This is a messenger RNA of Penicillium daleae, 696 nucleotides long. RefSeq names its product histone H1/H5 family protein. The coding region runs from base 1 to 696 and encodes 231 amino acids. Lineage: Eukaryota; Fungi; Ascomycota; Eurotiomycetes; Eurotiales; Aspergillaceae. The transcript has 6 exons. The record is from RefSeq and is a predicted model, not a curated record. Gene Ontology annotation, cellular component: nucleosome. Gene Ontology annotation, biological process: nucleosome assembly. Gene Ontology annotation, molecular function: DNA binding; structural constituent of chromatin.
AUGCCUCCCAAGAAGGCUACCAGCGUGACCAAGAAGGCCGCCGCUCCGGCUCACGCCUCCUACCGUGAUAUGAUCAAGGAUGCUAUUGUCAACCUGAAAGAGCGCAAUGGUUCCAGCCGCCAGGCCAUUAAGAAGUAUGUGUCGUCGAACAACAAGAUCAACGUCGCGUCUCAGGCCACCUUUGACGCCCAGUUCAACAAGGCCAUCAAGGCUGGUGUUGAGAAGGGCGAGUUCACUCAGCCCAAGGGUCCCUCUGGUCCCGUGAAGCUGGCCAAGAAGGAGCCUGCCCCCAAGCCCGCUGCUAAGCCUGCUGUUAAGAAGGCCACCACCGCCGCCGCCAAGGUAAGCAAUCUCAACUCGCUGGCGCGAAUUCAUCAUCGUCCAAAUUACUCACAACCUCAACAAAAGCCCGCCGCCAAGGCCGCUGCCACCAAGAAGACUACUUCUGCUCCCAAGAAGACUGCCACCAAGGCGGCUCCCAAGACCUCUGCGGCCAAGAAGGCUAGCACCACCAAGAAGACCACGGCUGCCAAGCCCAAGGCCAACUCUGGUAAGGCCCGCAAGACCACGACCACUGCCGCACCGGCGGUCGUUGAUCAGCCCAAGGUCAUCGGCAAGACCAAGUCUGGCCGUGUCACCAAGACCACAGCGGCGCCCAAACCCGCAGCCAAGAAGCGUGCGGCCCCCAAGAAAUAG